Sclerotinia sclerotiorum 1980 UF-70 is the source of this 1053-nucleotide messenger RNA. RefSeq lists its product as hypothetical. The record is from RefSeq and is a predicted model, not a curated record. NCBI's taxonomy places the organism in Eukaryota, Fungi, Ascomycota, Leotiomycetes, Helotiales, Sclerotiniaceae. The transcript has a single exon. Bases 1 to 1053 code for a protein of 350 amino acids. Gene Ontology annotation, cellular component: cytoplasm; nucleus.
AUGGCAGAAACUGCAGCAAAGAGACUCAAGACUUCUCCCGUCACCAUUGGUACCCACAAUGGUCAUUUUCACGCAGAUGAAGCCUUAGCUGUUUAUAUGCUUCGCCUUCUUCCCACCUAUCAAUCUUCAGAGCUUAUUCGGACUCGGGAUCCUAAAAUUCUAGAAACUUGCCACACUGUUGUUGACGUGGGAGGUGAAUAUAAUAAUGAAACCAAGAGAUAUGACCAUCACCAACGUACUUUCGAUACUACAUUCCCAGACCGUCCUACCAAACUCUCUUCUGCGGGGUUAGUGUAUAUGCACUAUGGCAAGGCGAUUAUUGCACAACGUCUAGGUGUCUCCGAGGAUGCGGAACAAGUUGAAAUUAUCUGGAAGAAGAUUUACCAGAGCUUCAUUGAAGCACUUGAUGCUCAUGAUAAUGGUAUCUCAGUCUACGACCCCAAGGCUAUUUCCGCUGCAGGAUUGGAGAAGAAAUUCAGUAAUGGAUCAUUUACAUUAGGUGCUAUGGUUGGCAGAUUGAACCCAAACUGGAAUGACCCCGCUCCCUCUGAUCCAGUCGAGGCACAAAAGGCAGAAGAUGAGAAAUUUUUGAUAGCUAGUACCAGAAUUGGCGAAGAAUUCUCAAGAGAUUUGGACUAUUACACGAAGUCAUGGUUACCAGCUCGAGCCAUUGUUCAGCAAGCAUAUGCCAAACGUCUGCAGUACGAUUCGAAGGGAAGGAUAUUGGUAUUUGAGGGCCAAUCUGUCCCAUGGAAGGACCAUCUUUACACAAUCGAGGAUGAAGAGAAGAGCGAAAACGAAAUACUCUACGUUCUCUACCCCGAAAACACAGCUCCAGAUGCGAAAUGGAGAAUCCAAUGUGUGCCAGCUAGUAAAGACUCUUUCCAGAGUAGGAAACCGUUGCCAGAGGCAUGGAGAGGUUUCAGAGACGAGGAACUGUCUGAACUUACUGGUAUCCCAGGAGGUGUGUUUGUUCACGCAGCAGGAUUCAUUGGAGGAAACAAGACUUUCGAAGGAGCAAGCAAAAUGGCAGCAGCAGCAGUUGAUUUGUGA